AUGGAGGUUAACAAAUCGCUGAUUUCAAGCCAUGUUUGGAGUAUUAUAAACAAUCGGCGUUCUUUGUGGGUUUCGUGGAUUCAUUCUUACAAGCUUAAAGGCUCUAGUUUUUGGGAGGUUAAAUGCUCCGCUAACCCGAGUUGGGGUUGGAGAAAGAUCCUUGCUAUUCGUAAUCUGAUUCGGCCUUAUGUUUGGAAGUCUAUUAAAAGCGGUCGUCAAACAAACGCAUGGAGUGAUAAUUGGAAUGCUUGCAGUCCACUCCGGUCCUUUAUAUCGCCUAGGCGUAUUGCUAAUGCAGGUUUCAAUCUGGGCUCGACAGUUGCGGAUUUAAUUGAUUCAAACGGUCAAUGGAAGUGGCCUGUGGCGUGGUAUGAUCUUUUCCCGGUACUAAUUAAUAUUCCACUUCCCACAUUAGUGGAUGAUAUGGCUGAUCGAUCAUGCUGGAAGGAUCAUGGGGGUAACCUUCAACAUUUCCACUCUUCCCAAGCUUGGGACUCUCUUCGGGUGAGAAAUGAUAAAGUUGAUUGGGUUGAUGCGGUGUGGUUUAGCCAGUGUAUUCCUAGACACUCGUUUCAUGUUUGGCUUGUUAUUCAGAAUAAGCUGAAGACGCAGGACAGGAUGUCCAUUGGGGAAGCGGGUAGUGCUACUAAUCUGGCCCUCAUGUGCUUUAGAGAAUCGGCUGAUAUGGGGAAUGUCAGUAACACUUGGGAUUCCGUUAUGGGCUGGUUGGUGAAUAGUGCUAACACGAGACAUCUUGGCGGUGUUGUAUGCAAGAUUCUGGUUGAAGAUAAUGGGAUUCAGGAUUAUGAAGCAUCCGGACCACAUGAAGAUUAUGGACCGAUGGCAGAUCUCGAAGAAGAAUUUAAUGGAGGACCCGGGCUAAGGAGGAUGUUCUUUGCUUUUUACGUUUAG
This is a messenger RNA of Helianthus annuus (common sunflower), 912 nucleotides long. RefSeq lists its product as uncharacterized. The transcript is spliced from 3 exons. Bases 1 to 912 code for a protein of 303 amino acids. The record is from RefSeq and is a predicted model, not a curated record. Lineage: Eukaryota; Viridiplantae; Streptophyta; Magnoliopsida; Asterales; Asteraceae.